GCUGACACGGCGAAUGCACAGUUUCGAAAUUGAUGCAAUCAUGCAAAUUCAGAUCUUGGCAAUAUAUAAGAGCGAGUUCUGGAACCUUAUCUAGUACGAGCGUGCAAUGGUCGCGCCCAUAGAGAAUAUAGGAAUCCAGACGGCGAAGUAUUGCAAUGUGGCCAGUCUAGGAGUUUUGAUUUUUGACUAUUUCUUAACGCUCGAACCUGAAAUUCGAUGGACAUGGAACAGGCGCUGGAACGUCGUUCGUGUUCUUUUUGUAAUCUCACGCUACAUGGCUUUUGUAGCAGCUGCCAUGACUUCAUACGCUGUCCUCGCUACACGAACGAACGAGAAUUGCUCGCACUUCAGCGCGGCUUCAAACGCAACUCAUAUCAUUAGUAUUGUAGCUGCUGAAGGUCUUCUGAUCAUUCGUACAUAUGCGUUCUGGAAACAGAGCAAGAAGCUUUUGGCAGUGUUACUGAUCUUGGCAGUAAUUUGCAUUGCGUGUGGUGUCGGUAUCACAGAUUUUGUUGCUGAUCUACUAGCAGUGCCCGUAAACCCUUCAGCUCCCCCCACAAGCAGCUGCAAUUUUGAAACGAAACGGAGCAGUGCCAUUCAAUAUGGCUUUCUCGUGGCCUACGAAAUAUUGCUGAUGUCUUUAACGGUGUUCAAGAGAUAUGAAUACUACAGUGAUUGCAACGGUCGUCUAGUGAGAGUCAUCUUCCAGGGCGGAGUGCGGUAUAUGACUGCCAUAAUCUUCGUUUCUGUGGUCAAUAUAGUGAUCACAUCUGGGGUGCCAGUAUCAUAUAACGAGAUGAUGGACUUACCACAAGUUGUCCUCCACAGUAUGUUGGCAUCUCGUGUGCUGUUUAGUCUGCGCGAAAGUGAUCAGGAUGAAUUGGAUUUGGCGACAUUACAAAUGUCGACAUUUCAUCCAGCUCAGCAGGACUAAAGGCAUACAUCAUUUGAUUGAUUUUAUCCCAAAGCCAUGGUAGCGCUGCAGACACGUCUCAGGGUCUUCGAGAAUGUGUU
This is a messenger RNA of Suillus discolor, 1014 nucleotides long. RefSeq lists its product as uncharacterized. NCBI's taxonomy places the organism in Eukaryota, Fungi, Basidiomycota, Agaricomycetes, Boletales, Suillaceae. The transcript has 15 exons. The record is from RefSeq and is a predicted model, not a curated record. The coding region runs from base 107 to 934 and encodes 275 amino acids.